This is a messenger RNA of Trichoderma gamsii, 4461 nucleotides long. RefSeq lists its product as hypothetical. The record is from RefSeq and is a predicted model, not a curated record. The transcript is spliced from 3 exons. Bases 1 to 4461 code for a protein of 1486 amino acids. Gene Ontology annotation, biological process: phosphorelay signal transduction system; phosphorylation. Gene Ontology annotation, molecular function: phosphorelay sensor kinase activity. Lineage: Eukaryota; Fungi; Ascomycota; Sordariomycetes; Hypocreales; Hypocreaceae.
AUGAUGAAGAAUAGCGGCUCUGACCGACGACCAUAUGAUAUCCGGCGCGUGUCGCUCAUGCAGCCAAACAAGGCCCUGAGCCAGGAUGCUCUGGCUAGACUCUCUCUGUAUGAAGAAGUAAAUCGCCAAUUUGCCCACGAAUUCCCCCAGACGGCCUGGAAUACGGGCAACAGUUUUCGCCUGCCAUGGUUUUUCUCACCCCGUUCAGAACAGCAGGAAGAUAUGACUACCGCUUCAGCAGAUAACACGACAUCUACAAGUAAUUCAGCAGUUCAUAUGCCGGCCCACGACUUUGAGUUUAUUACUCCCACAGACUAUAGUCACUCCGCCCACAACGAUGAUGGCGAUUAUUUUGAUGUCCUAUCCGCUACGACGUCUCCGACAACGUCGCUAAUGAGUUCACCUUCAGAGCUCUCGGACAUGCCAGAUCCAUUUACCACCCUCAGUGCCGACUUUGACCCGCAUUGGGACCUCGAUACAUUGGAUUCACUAUUCCCCUGGGGCAAUGAUCAGGCUCAGGGAGCAUACCACUGCGCACAUUCGAAGCGAAGCAAGGGCAUAUGUGAAGCGAACGAACAGGAACAGUUGGAGGGGUCAGGUCUCAUGGUUCACCCACCCCUCUACGAGUGCCCUACAGAGCACAACAUGAUGCUACACCCAGAGAGAGAGUUUCGAGGCUCCGAAAACCACGAUAUAGCUGAAGAAUCUCGUGUAGAUAGGAAGAAAAUGAAGAACAUGAAUCAGAUUAUCCUUAAUUUGAAUCGUUUGGGGAGCCGGCUACGCGACGAUGCCCGACGGCAGCUAUAUUCGGCGUCUCUGCUCAGCUCCAUCAGGCUGAACGAGACUGGCCGGCCGAUUCCCUCAUCUGAGCUCUCGGCUGCCGACGACGUGAUCCUGACGGGCCUCGCCCAACUGGGUGCCCUCCAGACCGGCACCGAUAGGUCCCUCAUCUCCCUGUUCGACGCCCACCGCCAGUGUAUCGUGGCCGAAGCAACGCCCACCCAGCGCCUGUGUCCAUCGAUCAAGAGCGACGACUGCGAACGCCCCCUCUGGCUAUGCGGCACCGCUAUUCCUCGCAGUCAUGGAGUUUGCGAGCUCAGUCUCCUCGGGGAGGCUGCCAAUGGGGAAUCGGCAAGGGAGCUCCCCCUGACCUUGGCCUACGACCUCGUCGUUGACUCUCGAUUUUGUGCCAAGCCGUUUUGCCAGCCAGGCACCUUGGCUCGAUUCUAUGCUGCUGUCCCGAUACGAACUCGACGUGGUAUCAAUAUCGGUGUAUAUUGUGUCAUCAACGAAGCACCAAAUUUGACUUGGAAUGAUGGCCACUCCCAGCGGUUACGAGAUAUAUCCUGUGCAAUCAUGGACCAUCUCGAGGCGCAGAGGUUAAAGGUUUUGCAUAGGCGAGACAUACGAAUGAACAGGGGCUUGGGGUCAUUUAUUGAAGGCAAAUCAUCUAUACUUGACUGGCAACAGCCUACAACAGGCCCUCCUACUGAAGGGGGAUGCCAGACGCUUGCAAACAGCCCUAAUUUCAUGCGGUCUUCCCAGCAGCAACAGCAGCAACAGCAACAGCAGCAACAGCAACAGCAGCAGCAGCAGCGAGACGAUUUUGGAGAUGAUCUUGCAACCCAACUAUCGCCAAUGUCUCAAUUGCCGGACCCGAACGGUACGACAAACCCGAUUGACGCAAUCUCUGAACACGAUCAGCGUACAUUCUCCGUCGAUAGCUCAGAGGCCAUGCUCUCUGAAGCCAAAGCCAUGGCUGCCUUGACAGAGGACGAAAGUUCCGUGCUCAUUAUAUCCAAGGCUGCCAAUCUUAUCCGAGAGUCAAUCGAGGUGGAAGGCUGCCUUGUUUUUGAAGCUCCAAUUCAGCCAUACCUGUCUCAGACGCACACCAACAUUACAAACGACGAAGAAUGCCAGACAUCUACAGCGAGUAGCAGCGAAGAAGACCUUGAAAUGAGACGUCGAAGUAGGGCCAUGCCGGUAUCUAGGCUCAUUGGCUACGCUACGUCCAGAGCAUCGAGCAUCGAUGGAGACGCUCCAGGUCAACCUCGCAUAACGCUGACAGACAGCUUCUUGUCUAAACUUAUUCGCCGGUAUCCUAAGGGCCAAAUUUUCAACUUUGGAGCUGAUGGGGAGCUGCAAUCAGACUCAUCGGAAGACGAACAGCUAUUCCCGUCUCCUGAGCCGUCGGCGGUGUAUUCGCCGCUGCUUACAUCCGACUCCAGGAUUAGUUUAAUAUCUCUGCAAGAUAAAUCACAGACGAGAUCUUCGGCAAGACAGCGCGAGGGAGAGGCUCUUCUCAAAGCAUUCCCUGGCGCUCGGAGUGUUUGCUUCGUCCCCCUGUGGGAUCCGAGAAAAGAUCGAUGGUAUGCUGGCGGAUUCAUCUACACCAAGGACUUGGCCCGAAGCUUUUCUAUUGAACAAGAAUUGAGCUACCUGAGGGCUUUUGGAAUGCUUGCCAUGUCUGAAAUCCUGCGGUUCAAGGAUUUGCGAGCCGAUAAAGCAAAAACCGAUGCUCUGGGCUCACUCUCGCACGAACUACGCUCUCCACUACACGGCAUCUUGCUCAACUCGGAAUUACUGAUUGAUACUAAGCUCGACAUUUUCCAGGGGAAUGUUGCCCACACCAUUGAAACUUGCUCCCGUACACUUCUUGACACCGUAGACCACCUCCUUGAAUAUUCUAGGAUUAGCCACUUCUCUGGCCGAGACGAUAGGGCUCCUAGUCUAUCAUCGAAUGGUCUCGAAUUAGGGCAGUUUGGGAAGAAGUCUUUGCUGAGAGACUCGCGACUUGAUCAUAUCGUGGAGGAAGUAGUUGAGAGUGUCUUUGCCGGGUUCAAUUUCUUACACCUAUCUGUGAAACAGCUGUCGGAUCGACAGAACGGCUCAAUCAACAGUGAUGUGAAUGCUAACCAUCAGUCGGACUCGUUGCAAGCCAUAGACCAACUCGAGCCUUGGAUGACCAAUAAUGGGGAGCUGAAAUGGUCUUUCGAUGACGUACUGAUAAUACUCUCAAUGGAUGUGAGAUGCAACUGGGGUUAUAUCGCCAAUGUCGGAGCCAUCCGUCGAAUAGUCAUGAACAUUUUCGGCAACGCACUGAAGCAUACCAAGCGCGGCACGAUCACGGUAUCACUUACGCAAGAAAUGAUCCGUACCCGAAGCCGGAAGAAGGAACGCGUUGUUCGGUUCACAGUACAAGAUACCGGCAAGGGUAUCAGUGCCGAUUUUCUCAAACACGGGCUCUUUCGCCCCUUUUCUCAGGAGGAUCCCUUAUCACCAGGCGCUGGGCUAGGACUCAGCCUUGUGAAGCAGAUUACCACACAUCUACAAGGCGAUAUCUCGAUUCAGAGUGAAGUUGGCGUUGGAACAAUAGCCUCAGUCACACUCCCGCUGCAGCAAUUGCCCCUGUCUUUAGGCACGGCUCCUAUAAUCUCCGAGGAAGACAAAGUUUUCAAAGAACAAGUUGAAGAUCUCAAAGGGCUGCGAGUGAGGCUUCUAAUGACGAAUUCCGAAUGGCGAAAGGCUGUGGUCGACAUCUGCCGUGAGUGGCUGCACAUGGAUAUUAUUUCCAAUACUCCCGAUACAGCUGUAACGCCAGAUCUUGUCAUGUGGUCUUAUAUGGACUUGAAACCAGUACAGGAAGAUCUUCAAACAUUUUCCAAGACGCCUAAUGUAGUCGUGUGCUCAAAUGCAUUGGUGGCCUAUCGCCAGUCGCAUGCGUUCAAGAAGGCCGACUCUGCUGCUGUCUUUGAAUUUAUAUCACAACCAACUGGACCGCGUAAACUUGCCAGAACGCUACAUUCGGCAUAUAUGCGAUGGACGAGCAAUUCCAACUCACCAGCAGCGGCCACCUCAGCACCAAUGGUAGCCAAGCGACCAAAGGGACCCAAGAGAAUGCCAAGUGCGUUCUCUGCCAACAAUGUUGGCGGGCCCUCUCUAAGUCGAUCAGCUAGUACAGUAUCUCGAGUCGACAGACCAGUAUGGGCAAACAGUGGCAAUCCGUCAGCACCACUCAGCGCAACGGUCCAAGUACCUGCAGUGUCUACUAAUGAGCCUAAGACACCACCGAUCAGAAUCCUGCUCGUUGAUGACAAUUUCAUCAAUUUGAAAGUAUUGUCUACUUACAUCACGAGGCGUAACAUUGGAUUUGACGCCGCAAAGAACGGCCAGGAGGCAGUGGAUCUCUUUCUUUCAAGUUCUGACACACCAUAUGCCUGCAUCUUAAUGGACAUAUCUAUGCCUAUUAUGGAUGGUUUUGAGGCCACGAGACACAUUAGAGCUCACGAAACCCAAAAGGGACUAACACCAGUGCCAAUUAUUGCACUCUCAGGCUUGACAACGGAAGACGCCCAGCAGGAAGCUUUUGGUAGCGGAAUGGACAUGUUCUUAACCAAGCCUGUAAAGCUUGGAGACCUGGGGCGGCUACUUGAGUCUCAAGGGAUAAUCCACGCUGCUUGA